UCAGAUUUCCAAAGGCUGUUCCGGUUACAAUCGCUUACAGAAAAAUGGGCGUCAUAAAGUCGAUGUUUCUCCUAAGCCUCUUGGCUAUCUCCUUUGUCCCGCGAGAAACUGAGGCUCAGGCCGUCCUUAAGCCUGAGUGGAGCAGGUUGGCCAAAUGCGGCCAGGUGGCGGUCGAGGUGCUCUCGAGUCUGGCGACCAAAACUAUUCCCACCAUCUAUCAACUGAAGAAAUGCUCUGGAUUCGUUGCCAUAGACGCUCCCAAUGGCAGGAUGAGGAUAACGUGGUAUCUGAGAAACAUUUACGAGUUCGGCAAGAGUUUGGUUAUCGACCAGCCCAAGUGCGUCGAGAAGCUUCUAACUUCAGUUGCCCUUCUUGUUAAGCCUUAUGCCGAGCAGAUCGCCGAAUUGGCUUGCUUGGAUGAGGAUGAUUUUAUUAUUUAAAUAAAGUAUACAAUGUACUUGGAAAAUUGCAAUAAAUGAAGAGAAUAAUUGAAUCUCCAAAUCAGAAAAAACAUCUCAUAGUAUUUAUUAAAAAUAAAAGAAAAAUGUAUUGUA
Molecule: messenger RNA, 554 nt
Organism: Drosophila ananassae
Lineage: Eukaryota; Metazoa; Arthropoda; Insecta; Diptera; Drosophilidae
Gene: Acp53C14b
Exons: 2
Coding region: 45-440 (131 amino acids)
Source: RefSeq, a predicted model, not a curated record